UACUCAUUGGUUGUUAGAAUCAACUAUUAUGUGCUUUGAUACAGUACCUAUUCAAAGGCCCACAGUUUUGUAAUAGGCCAUCUGCAACCCACUGCUAUAUUAAAGUAAAUAACUUACAAGGUAGUGCCUGUUACAUGACAACAAUGGAUAAGAUUAUGAUGUUAGUAAUUCUAUUAUUCUGUAACAUAUCUAAAGCAGUGAGAAUUGAACACCAGCCAGUGGACCGUUCAGUAGCAGAGAAAAAACGAGUUCAUUUUACAUGCACUUUCAAAGACAUCAACGACAACAUGGAAGGCAAAUAUGAAGUCAUUUGGACUAAAGAUACUUACAUCAUCAGUGAACUUAAUGGAUUUAAUCUAAAGAGGUUUAAAUUUGAAAAUCUCUUUGCAGAAAAAGAACACGUUGUAAGAAUUAAUCAUGUCAAUAGAAAGGACAAGGGAGGGUACCAGUGUCACUUACGGUAUAAUAAUGACAUCUUGUUGACAUCCAACACUGGAAAACUCACCGUUCGCGAAAUACCAUCAGAUAGAUAUCCACUUGUUAAACUUGAUAAAGAAAUUUACAGACCCGGAGAAGAGAUUGCAGUAAGUUGUGUGUGCGAAAACACAAACCCUGAACCAACACUUGAAUGGGAUCCAACAACACAAACCCUGCUACAAAGUACAAUUAUCAAGAAAAAUGAUUCACUCAUUUGGAUUGAAGCAACAGUGAUUGCAUCUACUGCUGUCAAUGGUUUAGUCCUUACAUGUUUAUUACACGUAGAAGACGAACCUGUCCCUAGAGAUCAAAGUAAACACCUCGACAUUAAUAAUGGUGAUUUUCAAAUUACAACGACUGUUCUAACAACAACAGUAAUUCAACAUGAAAAAAAUCUUUCGUUAACACCUCAAAUAACAAAUUAUGAAAAAGAUUCAAAUGAAGUUGAUUUUAAACAAUGGCGUUUACUUGUUUUGAUAAUUACUUUUGCUCUUACCACCUGCGUAUCGUUCGUGGUAAUUGUAAUUUUAAUAGUUUAUAAUAGGAAAAAGAAUAAAUUAUAUAAAACCAUGCAGGAAAAGUGUGAAGCCUCCGAUUAUUCAACCUCAUUCCUACCAGAGGUGAAACGUGAAAAAGAAAUGGCGAGUAUGUCUAGUAAUGCCUUCCAUGAUCAGGCAACAUAUGAAACUAACGAUGAAUCAAUCCCAUUCCUACUGGAAAUGAACUGUGAACAAGAUUCGAAGAGUAUGUCUAGUAAUGAAUCUAUUGAUCAGGCAACUACCAAUGAAUCAACUUCAGUCCAAUUGAAAUUGAACCGUGAACAACAUUUGGCGAGUAUAUCUAGUAAUGAAUCUCAUAAUUAUGCAACCAGUGAAACUACCACAUUACUAAGGCACAGGAACAUUAAAACAAAAUAUUCGUUAAGUAGUUAUAUCGGCCCAGGGCCACCUUAAGUACGGUCAACUGAUAAAAUGAC
Molecule: messenger RNA, 1453 nt
Organism: Anneissia japonica
Lineage: Eukaryota; Metazoa; Echinodermata; Crinoidea; Comatulida; Comatulidae
Exons: 2
Coding region: 135-1430 (431 amino acids)
Source: RefSeq, a predicted model, not a curated record